UUAGUAUGACAAUUUUAUAUUUCUAUUAAGAUCUAGAAAUAUGAUUAUGUUAUAUUUUAGGUUAUCAGCGAUUUACCAAUGCCCUUUUAUCUGGUUUUCGACUAUCGGACCACACUGGAUGGUUCUGAACCUGGUUCAUGGUCCUUUGAACCCAGCUUAUAAUACUGACUUUCUCCAAGCUCGAGUCCCUCCUUUUCCUUUCUUGGGAAGAGUUGAAGAGCUGUGGACACAGAUGAAAGGAUUGUACCAUCACAAAUUUGAUUUUUUCUACGAGGAAGAACGUAUAUAUGAAAAACGCAUAGUCCCUAUCCUGCAGGAGCAGGGUAAACCAGUUCUUGAUUUUAACGUCAUAAAAUAUAAUGCAUCAUUACUGUUGGGUAACUCACAAGUAGCACUCAGUGACGCAGUGCCCUUGCCACCUAAUUACAAACACAUCGGUGGCUUUCAUAUUAAUGAAGUGGUAAAGCCAUUACCAGCGAAUUUACAAAAGAUAAUGGACGAUGCAGAGAAUGGUGUAAUAUACUUCAGCAUGGGCUCCAACUUGAAAAGCAAAACUAUGCCGGAGGAACUGAAGAAAGGCUUGUUGGAGGUAUUUGGCAGACUGAAGCAAACGGUCCUAUGGAAGUUUGAGGAAAAUCUGCCAGACCGGCCCAAAAAUGUCCAUAUCUUGCAGUGGGCGCCUCAACAAAGCAUACUGGUAUUUAUUUUUUCAGCUCAUCCCAAUCUGGUGCUUUUCAUUACACACGGUGGUCUCUUAUCACUCACCGAAGCAGUCUACUUUGGCGCCCCAGUUAUUGCCAUCCCAGUGUUCGCAGACCAGUUUCUCAACGCAAACCAAGUACAACAUAAAGGGAUCGGAGUGAAAGUUGAUCUUUCUUACAACUUACAUAAGGACCUGAAGAUUGCUCUGGAUGAAGUUCUUGGUGACCUUCCCAAAUAUACUGCCAGAGCAAAAGAAAUAUCUUCAGCAUAUCGGGACAACCCAAUAAGUCCUGGACAGGAGUUAAGCUUUUGGGUGGAGCACGUGGUGCGUACGCGCGGAGCCCCACACCUGCGCUCAGUGGUACUACAAGUGCCGCUGUACCAACAAAUGUACCUAGAUGUAUUAGUCGUACUACUAGCACCUGUUAUUAUUUUAUUAUUAGUGGUGAAGAAGAUUUUAUGUAACAUUUUGCCGAAGACCAAAAAGCUGAAGAAAAAUUGA
This is a messenger RNA of Spodoptera exigua (beet armyworm), 1204 nucleotides long. Lineage: Eukaryota; Metazoa; Arthropoda; Insecta; Lepidoptera; Noctuidae. The record is from the annotation of a GenBank genome assembly.